Scophthalmus maximus (turbot) is the source of this 2557-nucleotide messenger RNA. RefSeq names its product chromodomain protein, Y-like (gene cdyl). Lineage: Eukaryota; Metazoa; Chordata; Actinopteri; Pleuronectiformes; Scophthalmidae. The transcript has 7 exons. Gene Ontology annotation, cellular component: nucleus. Gene Ontology annotation, molecular function: transcription corepressor activity. The coding region runs from base 221 to 1903 and encodes 560 amino acids. The record is from RefSeq and is a predicted model, not a curated record.
AUAGUCAGACCGGAUGUGUCAGUGGAGCUGGUGGUAUGCUAACAGCUAAUAGCUAACAGCUAGCAACUAGCAGCUAGGUAACAGUGAUAAAGUGAGUAACGCGCUGGUUGGAAGCAGAACCUCGGAGAUCGGUCCGGAGGAACCACGACUCACCUGUCUCUCAUGGUCCUGCUCACCUGGACACGCGUCUGGAAGCAGCUCGUGCACGCGCACAGUCUCCAUGGCUACGGAGGAGUUCUACGAGGUGGAGAGGGUCGUGGACAAGAGGAAGAACAAGAAGGGGAGGUCGGAGUACCUGGUCCGGUGGAGAGGUUACGGUUCAGAGGAGGACACCUGGGAGCCUGAGAAUCACCUGUCUACCUGUAUGACCUACGUCCACGAGUUUAACCGCCAGUACGCCGAACGGCAGAGAGACAACACGUUACUACGCUCCACUCGGAGCUCGCCCAGCCUCCACUACAUCUCCGCCCACAGACCACCCUUCAGGUCGCCGCCCAUCAGCGCCGGUUUAACUGGAGACUGUAACCAGGGGACACCUCCAGUCAGUCCGGCUCACCUUCCUCCUGUUGUACUGACCCGCCCGGCCUCUUUUGGCUCUCAACAGUCCCCACUGGCUGACAGGCUCAGCAGUGGCCUGAUGUCGGUGGCUCCGGUCGGCUCAGCCCGCCGCAGCGUGGAUCUGUCCAAGACUGGCAUCAAGAUCCUGGUUCCUAAGAGUCCGAUGAACAGCCGUCUGGACUCUGAGGAGUCUCCCAGCGAGGCAGCCCACAGUCUUGAGGCUGGAGUUCAGGAGGCUCACCUGGUCCCACCUGAGGUCGCCCUGCUGGAGAAACCUGCAGGAGUCCAGCUGGGGCCCGGAGAAGAAAGGGCCCGCAUGGGGACCAGACCCCGCAGCCAGAACCCCUUGCCCCCACCUCGAGUCCCCAUCACACCUGCUGCCAUGCGGUCCCUCAGCGGCACAGGUAACUCCUCGUUACGGGAGGCUGUCGCUGCCAAUGGGAUGUCAGCUGUGCAGAGUGCUAUUGCUGGGGCAACCAGCGUGACGGGGAAACGUCGUCUGGAGGAACGUUCUGUUUUCGACAAACGUCUGAGGUUCAGUGUUCGACAGACAGAAAGCGCUUACCGUUACCGUGACAUUGUGGUGAAGAAACAAGACGGAUUCACCCACAUCCUGCUUUCCACCAAGAGCUCUGACAACAACACGCUCAACCCUGAGGUGAUGAAGGAGAUCCAGAGCGCCAUGGCGACAGCAGCAUCGGACGACAGUAAGCUGGUGUUACUCGGAGCCGUCGGCAGCAUCUUCUGCUGCGGCCUCGACUUCCUGUAUUUCAUCAGACUCUUGACGGACGACAGAAAGAAGGAGAGCAUCAAGAUGGCUGAAACCAUCAGGACCUUCGUAAACACCUUCAUCCAGUUCAGGAAGCCAAUUGUGGCCGCAGUGAACGGGCCGGCGUUGGGCCUCGGCGCCGCCCUCCUGCCGCUCUGUGACGUGGUGUGGGCCAAUGAGAAGGCCUGGUUCCAGACGCCGUACACCACCUACGGCCAGACGCCUGAUGCUUGCUCCUCCUUCACCUUCCCCCGAAUCAUGGGUCUCGCUUCGGCCAACGAGCUGCUGCUGAGCGGCAGGAAGUUGACGGCUCAGGAGGCGUGUUCUAAAGGUUUGGUGUCUCAGGUUCUGUGGCCUGGAACCUUCACACAGGAAGUGAUGCUGAGAAUCAGAGAGCUGGUGGCGGUCGACACACUGGUACUCCGGGAGUCCAAAGCCCUGAUGAGGAACACGAGCCGCAGUGCUCUGGAGCAAGCUAACGAACGCGAGUGUGAAGCCCUGAAGAGAGUGUGGGGCUCGUCACAGGGAACAGACGCCAUCCUACAGCACCUGCAGAGGGUAACCGAUCUCUGCUAAGACCAGGACACGUACCGGGCCCAGGACCGGGACUGGGACCAGGACUCAGCACUUCUGAGCUGGCAGCAGUGACUCAACGUUAACGCUGAACUUUGAUUUAGUUUUUUGUUCAACUCUAAGUUGAUUUCUGCAGAACGUUCCUCCGGUUCUCAGGUUUCAGGCACCUACAUCGUAGGUCCAGGAUUUAAUUAGCCUAGCUUAGCACAAAGACUGGAAGCAGGGGGGAAACUGCUAGCCAAGCUUAUGCGGUUUAUCUAAGCCUCGGUGCAGAACUUCAUUGGUGCAGUUUUAAGUUAUUGUCAGUCAUAACUGUGUCACAUGAAUUGAAAGUGGACUCAUCCUGUCGUUUCCUGUUCUUCAUGCUCCUAAAAUAAAAGAGGAUGUGAAAAUAUUUAUACUGCUGAUACAGUUUUCUUUCUAUGACUUGUUCCUGUCAGAACAGACUGAGGACCUGAACACCAGCUGUUUGUGAAGUUCUGCAUUAGAAUCAAAGCUUGGCUAGCAGUUCCCCCUGCUGCUAGCCUUAAUGCUAAGCUAGGCUAACUGGUACUCUUUACUGACAGAGAACAGGAGGGUCUCUGACCUUCUCCCAGAAUUCCCUCUGAUGAAUUUCUAUACGAUGGAAAUUAAUAAACGCUGACCUCUGACAUUUGA